This is a messenger RNA of Striga asiatica, 1362 nucleotides long. The record is from the annotation of a GenBank genome assembly. NCBI's taxonomy places the organism in Eukaryota, Viridiplantae, Streptophyta, Magnoliopsida, Lamiales, Orobanchaceae.
AUGGCGUCGCCAUGGCGCGAGGCGAGGCGAGGCGGGACCUUGUCGCCUCAAGGGUCUGAGGCGAGGCGGGGUUUGCAAAGGCGUCGCCAUGGCGUCGCCUCGGCUGUAGCGCUACAUAGAUCGAGGCGACGCCUUAUAAGUUUGAGGCGAGUCAGGAUGAAACGUCGCUGCCGGCUUGCCCCCACAGUCAUUACUGUGAUAGAACCGAUAUUUGAUUCUCAAUGGGCUGCUUAUAUGAAUAUGGAGGACAAUAGUAAAAAAGACAUUGCUUGGAAGUAUUCGAAGAGGGAUCCCACAAAUAUACAUGCAUUUACUUGCAAUUAUUGUGGGAUCACGUACAAAGGCAGAGUCUCAAGAAUGAAGCAACAUUGGGUUGGAGGCUUUCCAAAUGUCUUACGAUGUUCAAAAUGCCCGGCGGAAGUUCGUGUAGAAGUAAAAGAAUACAUGGAAAUGAAAAAGAAACAAACGGAGCAUAGAAGAUGGGUAGUGGACAUUGAUGAAGCGGUUGAUUUGGAUGAUUAUGAUGUCGAAGAAGAAGAAAUUGUUCCCAUGAAGGCUCCAACUCCAAAGAAUCUAUCCUCCUCCGCAUCCACUCAAGGUUUCAACAUGAAGAAAACUCAAUUUCAAUUGAAGAGGCCAAAAGCAAAAGGGGCUAUUGAUUGCUAUUUUACACCCGAUGCCGAAGUUGCCGUGGAAAAUCGAAAGAGCAAAGGAAAGCAACCAAGAAUAGAUGAGAAUUCGCCCUAUCGAGAAGAGUUGAGGAAGAGAGCUUAUGAAAAGAUUGCAAGGUUUCUAUAUGAAGCCGCGGUCCCUCUUAAUGUGGUCAAUUGUCCGGCUUUUGGGCCUAUGAUUGAGGCUGUUGGAAAUUAUGGUUCCGGGUUGCCGCCGCCGACGUACUAUCAAGUAAGAGGCCCGUUGCUUAAGAAUGAGAAAGAGCACGUGAUGAAGAUGAUGAAAGAGCAUGAGCUAUCUAGAGCACAAUACGGGUGCACAUUGAUGUGUGAUGGGUGGACCGAUCGGCGGAAUCAGACUUUGAUAAACUUUUUGGUGAACUCUCCUCGUGGCACCGUGUUCCUUCACUCCGUUGAUGCAUCGAGCUAUGCAAAGGAUGCAAGGAGAAUUCAAGACUUGUUGGAAACUUACAUUGAAGCCAUUGGAGAAGAAAAUGUGGUUCAAAUUGUAACCGAUAGUGCGGCGGCAAACAAAUUGGCCGGGCAUUACUUGGAGGGGAAGUAUCCACAUUUAUAUUGGAGUCCUUGUGCCGCACAUUGCCUCGACUUGAUGUUAGAAGAUAUUUUCAAAAUUCCUUAUCUUCAAAGGACAUAUGAGAGGGCUACAUCUACAAUCGUCCCACUUUGUUGA